This is a messenger RNA of Aspergillus aculeatinus CBS 121060, 725 nucleotides long. Its product is annotated as vacuolar ATPase assembly integral membrane protein VMA21. Gene Ontology annotation, cellular component: endoplasmic reticulum membrane. Gene Ontology annotation, biological process: vacuolar proton-transporting V-type ATPase complex assembly. The transcript is spliced from 4 exons. The record is from RefSeq and is a predicted model, not a curated record. Bases 236 to 565 code for a protein of 109 amino acids. Lineage: Eukaryota; Fungi; Ascomycota; Eurotiomycetes; Eurotiales; Aspergillaceae.
CUGGAUUCCGGGAUGAGUUCACCCGCAAUUAUCAUCACUGCAAUAUUCAAGUGUUGUUAAGCUGGAGUGUUUAUUGUUCCUUCUCCUCAUUUGAAUCGGCAAGAAAGGUGUCUUAUCGAGAAGAUCAAUAAUUCCCAUCUGUAAAAACCUACGCUGACACGUGGACCGCCAAUCAUCAAACAUCAUCACCAUCGCCAUCACAAUCACUACCACCACCUCCACAAACCAGUCCACAAUGUCCGCUCGUCGCGCAGUCGAUAAAUCCUCUGCUAAGGAUGUUGUCACUCCGUCGAAAUCCGAGAAGUCCUCUGACUCGGAUGUAACCCCUGCAGUUCCCACAAAUGUGAUCAUGAAAUUGCUGGGCUUCUCCGCCGCCAUGGUGAUUGCACCUAUUGGCAUCUACUUUGUCACGGUUGAUUUCAUCGGUGGAAGUGCCACUGUCGGCGGCAUCGUUGCAGCCAUCAUGGCCAACAUCGUCCUCUUCUCCUACGUCUACGUCGCGUGGAAAGACGACCAGGCGGAGAGAGAGGCCGACGCCAAGCAGAAGGAGAAGAAGGCGCAGUAGUUGCAGGUUCCGAGUAUGAUUUGGUCUUUGUUUUUAAAUAUCAUUCAAUACCAGGUGUUUGAUCUAUGGGCGUUCAAGGGCAGUUGCGUGUAUGCUAUGUAUCUAUCAUGUGUCUAUGGGUGAUUGCUCCAGAAUAUCAAUUUGCAAGUCCUAUUAUGAC